Clunio marinus is the source of this 998-nucleotide messenger RNA. Lineage: Eukaryota; Metazoa; Arthropoda; Insecta; Diptera; Chironomidae. The record is from the annotation of a GenBank genome assembly.
AUUAAUUGGAUUGACUUAUGUGGCAGUGAUUUUAAUGCUGCUGUGCCAUUUUGCUGCUGCAGUUCCGAAGCAAUAUGAUGGAAAUGACCAAUCUUCAAACAGUUAUCCAAAUAAUAAUUGGAGACGACGAACCAGUGUUAAUGAAACGGAAAGUGCUGCAUCAGAACGGUUACAAAGACUCGGAUCUAUUGGAGGUUUAACUACAGGAUAUGGGAAUACAGUUGGGUCUUACGGUUACGGAAGUGGUAUUGCAACACCAUAUGGAAAACCUGCAAUCGAAAUUGGUGCUGUCAUCUUGGGAGUCAUCAUUGGAAUCGGAGCUUUGUUAAUCCUUCCAAAAAUUGCUGCAGUCAUUGUCGGGCAUGGAGCUCUUGGAGGAUAUUAUAGAACAAAUGAUGAAUCAGGAAUUGCUGACAUUAUGAAUAAGUUUGAUGAUUUCCUUGCACAACAUAAUAUUGACUCAAAUGCAUGCAUGCAGAAAGCAGUUUGCCACUUCGUACGUUCUGCUGAUUAUCAUACCAGUGUUGGAACUGCUGAUCAAAUGGAAGCUAUGAUUUCAUCAAUCUCAGAAAACUCAAUAAUUGAUUAUGUGUUGGAUGGAACUGCAAUAAAAGAUGCUAUUGAAAAUGGUAAAAACCCAACAGGAAGAGAAUGUGAUUCCAUAUAUCAAGCUUGUCCAUUAGAUCGGCAAUCAGCACUUCAAAUGAUGAAGAAAUUCCUCCCUCUGCCUGGAAAAGUUCAAGCUAGUUCAUGAACGUAAACCAACCACUCUACAAUCAAUGGCGACACAUUUACAUAAACACAAUUGAUAAACUUCUUGUGAUUGUCAAAAAUAGUUCAAUUAUUUCAUUAUAACAAUUGCAUCAUUUUAACAAAACACAUUAAAGAAUUUAUAUGAUGGAAUAUGAUCAAUUUAAUCAUUUCACUUCACAUAUUCUUAAUAACAUUAGGUAUAGUAUUCCUUUAUUUAUAUUGUAGAUAAUGAAACAUUUUUCAAG